AUGACGGGAUCCCGUCCCGUAAGACAACGUACUGCGCAGGCAUGCAACCGCUGCCGCCGGCAAAAGCUCAAGUGUGACUCUAAUCGGCCAUGUCUUCUUUGUGUCCAUUCGGGGAAUCAGUGUGAGACAUCUGCACGGACUCCUGCAAAAUUAACCACCGGAAUCACCAAACGACGCCAACGUACUAAGCCAGCUCAAGAUGUGCCGGGCUCUAGUGGGCUCUCUCAAGGUAAAUCUGCAGCUCCAUCUGCCAAACCAUCUAGUAAUGAUCACACAACGGAGAAGCAACCGUCAGAAAAUGUCUCCACCCUUGACUUCGUUCGACAAGUCUUCAAUGAAGCAGAGACCGGUCGCAGCGUCACCAGAGAGUCUGUCCUUGGCGACUCUGGUAUAGCCAUUCCUGAAAAUAUCCGCUGGUCUCUAAAAAACCUGCAGCUUCCACCAGAGAGCGUCAUGUGGGCUGCCAUAGAUGCAUAUUUUAGUCGUGCGCAUUGGUUCGUGUUGAUGUUCCAUGAACCGACUUUUCGAACUACUGCACAGCGAGUUCUUGCAUCGACUUCAGGAACUUGGGAAAGACAAGAACUGAGCGACGUGAUUGUCGUCUUGAUGGUGGUAACAGUUGGUCUGAAGGCCGGGUCACUAGAUCACACCUGGCCUGGAUGUUGCAUUCUCCGCGCCCUCAAUCUAGAUCAUUGUGAAUUGAUGGUCAGUAUCAUAUCAGAGGUCCGUCUACAUCUGCUUGAUUUGAUGGAAGACUGUCGCAUUGAAGCGGUGCAAGUCUGCCUGCUCCUGUCUUCGAUAUACGGAUACCAUAAGUCAUCUACCCUCGCCUGGAAUACGAUCGGCAUGGCUAUCAGGGCAGCGAUAUAUCUUCAGCUUUACAAUAUCUCCCAGGAAGGCCAGGAUCCCAUCAUUCAUCAGCUGCGACGGCGGUGUUGGAACACUGUGCUUGUGAUGGAUACGUAUACCUCUAUGGUCUUCGGGCGGCCAGUGUCCAUAGAUACACGGUUUUCGAGCCUGCAUCAAAUCCAAGACCUCGAUGAUAUGGAGAUUAACCCACUGUUACUGGAUACUCCAGUCUUCCAGGAACUUGGUACCACUACCUCUAGGGCGCCCUUUCACAAUGCCCAAUUCAAAUUGUAUGAUUUGAUACGUCAAACUAUCUCGCACAUUAUGCAUCUUCGAUCAAGCGAUUCAAAAGAUGAUUUUGAAGCAAUCAAGCGUGCUACAUAUGAAUCAGAGACAAUGUUGACAGAGUGGCGUGGCAAAAUACCUCCAUUAUUUGAUUUUUCCAAAUGGACAGAGAACAAUCGCCAAGAAAGACUGGACCAGGGUCUGCAGAACGCUACACCAGAAGCAAAACAAGAGGCCAAUAUUAUCAUCUUGCAGGCAGCCACCAUGCAACUAAGCUAUGACGCGGCUCUGAUACUUUUCCAUCAACCGUUGCUCGAGUAUAAAAUGCGCAGCAGCAUGCCUCAGUCUACAUCCAUGAUUAACACAGUACACCAAUCACUUGGCGUUGCCGUCGAGGCGGCACAUCGAUUAUCUCAAAUCCCGGUUCAUUUGUUCCACACGCACUAUGCCAUAUCAUUCCUCUUCAUGCACCUUUUUACCGCGGGUGUUACAUUGUGUCUUGUUCCACCCAGCCAGCCAUUUACUCAACCUGCGCAACAAGCGAAAGCUGCCGUUUUCAGAAUUAUAAAGUCGAGCCGGGCAAUGCGCAACAAGCACCGCAUAGCAAAACAAGCAGAAGAGCUUUUGACCGAGCUGUUGACGGUUACUACACGACGAGAGAUGGAUAAUGCUUUAUCUGCGUCAGGAGCACCCCAGGAAACCCGUCCUAUAUCAUCGCAAGUACGGGAGCCAGCCCGGUCCAGCCACACCGACACACAAGACCAGAUCAAUACCCGGCCUUCAAAUGUACUAGGUUGCCCUUCGUUAUAUCCUCCUAACAUGCAAAAUACCCAUGCUUUGGAGAAUUAUGCCAUGAGUUUUGAGUCGACUGGCACUGGUGCCGACCCGGGCUUACAGCUACCCACCGCGCAGCCGCAGGCUAUAAAUCACUUUGAUGACAUUUAUGAUACUUCUGGACAAUUCUACUUUCAGAUUCUCGAUAUUCGGCUUGGGAUCUGGGAUGCACAUUUCCUGAGAGUGGAGAACAUCCUCUCCUCCUUUAAUAUUUCAAUGCGCAUCGAGCCCCAAUACGGCUCUUCUACGCCAACUGGGAAAUUAACCGCGUAUCAUAAAUCAAAACGCAACGAUGGAUCCAUGUAUUCGUCGAAUCAAAGCGCCUUAGAUGUCUUCCCAAUCUUCUUCUCCUUCUGCUACGUAGAUGUGAAAAUUAUAGGCUAUGCAAGACCAAUUUUCUUGAUUAGCUUCGCUGCCGCUUUCGGAUUCUCGCAGAAGCGAGUGGCGCGAUGGGCCUUUUGA
This is a messenger RNA of Penicillium antarcticum, 2430 nucleotides long. Its product is annotated as Zn(II)2Cys6 transcription factor. The transcript is spliced from 3 exons. Gene Ontology annotation, biological process: regulation of DNA-templated transcription; DNA-templated transcription. Gene Ontology annotation, molecular function: zinc ion binding; DNA binding; DNA-binding transcription factor activity, RNA polymerase II-specific. Lineage: Eukaryota; Fungi; Ascomycota; Eurotiomycetes; Eurotiales; Aspergillaceae. The record is from RefSeq and is a predicted model, not a curated record. Bases 1 to 2430 code for a protein of 809 amino acids.